Molecule: messenger RNA, 1927 nt
Organism: Monomorium pharaonis (pharaoh ant)
Lineage: Eukaryota; Metazoa; Arthropoda; Insecta; Hymenoptera; Formicidae
Product: esterase FE4
Exons: 8
Coding region: 188-1846 (552 amino acids)
Source: RefSeq, a predicted model, not a curated record
AAUUGCGAUUCGCGCGCGAAUCUUCCUCCUCGCUAGUCGGAUAUAUAAAAGGCCUCGCAUUUGUCCUUGAGAUGUUUUUAGUGCUCGCUGGUGCGGCACUUUAACGUGUCUAACCGGUUUCACGUGCGUGAGUUUCCUGUUCGCAUUAAACUCGACAGUAUAAACUGUUCUCUUCAAUAGAAACAUCAUGAAACGUUUGUUCGUUAUCCUCCUAAGCAUCGUUGUUGCACUCGCCGACGAUGGCGAACAACACGAGGUCGCCGCCCCGAUUGGAAAAAUUCGCGGUUCCACCAUGACCACCAGACUUGGCAAGAAAAUCUAUUCCUUCCGCGGCGUGAGGUACGCCGAACCGCCGACCGGACAGCAACGUUUUCAAGUCGCAAUUCCAGCGGCAGAUUGGAACAACGUUUUCGAUGCGACCGAAGAAGGACCUUCUUGUACAGCACUACAUCAAGAGAAUAUAAUAGAGGAUUGUCUCCGUGUGAAUAUCUACACAACGAAAUUACCAUCGGAGAGCGAUCCCGUGAAGAGACCCGUACUGGUGUUCUUUCAUCCCGGUGCUUUUUACUUAUUCUCGGGUAAAAGCUCUAACUUCGGACCUCAGUACUUGAUGGACAAAGACAUCGUUCUCGUCACCGUCAAUUAUCGUCUCGCGGCUCUAGGCUUUCUGAGCACCGGCGACUCGAAGGCGCCGGGCAAUUUGGGCCUGAAGGAUCAAGUAGCGGCGCUUCGAUGGGUCCAGAGGAACAUAGCCGCAUUCGGCGGCGACCCCGACCAAGUCACUAUAUCCGGCUACAGCGUCGGUGGGAUAAGUGUGCUGUUGCACAUGGUCUCGCCGAUGUCCAAGGGAUUGUUCCAUCGGGCGAUCAUGAUGAGCGGUUCGACGAUCCUAGAACCGUAUCCGAACGAUCAGUUAUACUUGGCGAAGAAACAAGCCGAACUGUUGGAUUGCCCAACCGACACUACUGGCUCUAUGCUGAUCUGCUUGAAUUCCAAACCAGUGGAGAACUUCACAGAGUCUAUAAUCAAGUUCUUUGAGUGGAACUAUCAUCCAAUCUUAAUAUGGACACCCGUAGUAGAACCUGAGGUUCACGACGUAGAAAGAUUUUUACCCGAGCAGCCUUAUGAUCUUAUUAGAAAAGGAAAGUUCCACAAAGUUCCGCUAAUUGCAGGAGUUACUGAAAAUGAGUUUGAUGGCGUGGUUGCCUUUGUUAACGAGCAACACGAACUCGGAAAUGAUUCGCUAGUGAACGACUUGAAUAAUGACUGGUACAGACUCGCACCGAUUAAUUUUAUGUACGAACGGGAUACACCUCGGUCCAGAAACAUAAGUACCGAAUUACGACGUUUUUACUUCGGCGACAAACCAAUCAGUCCAGAUACUUAUGACGGUCUUGCACAUAUCAACACAGACAGUAUAGUUACGUAUCCUCUGUAUCGUACUGUAAAAUUGAUCGCAGAAAAUAGCGAUCAACCCGUUUACUUUUAUAUGAAUUCUUAUCGAGGACGAUACAGUUUUGUCAUGUGGAACAAAACUACACCAUAUGGAGUGGCGCAUCAUGACGAUUUGCAAUAUCUGUUCUAUAUGAAAAUCAAAUUUCCAUUUUUCGAAAACGAUGCUCCGGAAAUUCCUAUGGUGGAACUUAUGACAAACAUGUGGUCGAAUUUCGCUCAAACCGGACAACCAGUGUCUCCAGCUUUGGCAAAAAACGUUACAUGGGAGCCAUAUCUAUUAGAAAAGGAUAACUAUCUAGAAAUCUCCGAGGAAUCAAAAAUGAAGACAGGAUUUUUCCCCGAUAGAAUGCAAAAAUGGGAUAGUUUAUUUCCUUUGAAUCCUUUGAAAUAGAAAUUGAUUUAUGUAACACCUUUUAAAAAGAUUUUUAGAAAAUACGUCAAGAACUCUUCAAAAAUGACACAUUUACAUUAA